Messenger RNA from Austrofundulus limnaeus, 3591 nucleotides. It is a transcript of the gene snx11, whose product is annotated as sorting nexin 11. Gene Ontology annotation, molecular function: phosphatidylinositol phosphate binding. Gene Ontology annotation, cellular component: endosome. The transcript has 7 exons. Gene Ontology annotation, biological process: vesicle organization; intracellular protein transport. Bases 202 to 2454 code for a protein of 750 amino acids. NCBI's taxonomy places the organism in Eukaryota, Metazoa, Chordata, Actinopteri, Cyprinodontiformes, Rivulidae. The record is from RefSeq and is a predicted model, not a curated record.
GUAGCGAUGAUGGUGCUUACGAAAUGGAGAUAGGAGCUGAAAACAACACCCUCGUCUUGUAUUUGAAUGUUUUUAUUGUUUAGUAAAACUAAAUUACCGACGAGUGGGGGAAUAUAUUGAUAACAGUCUGAAUGCUGACAACAGUCUGAAUGCUAACAACAGAAGCCAGCGAACACUUUGUGAAAUGCGGUUCUCGGUAGGAUGAGCAGGAAUCAAGUUGACGAUGAGUUUAUUGCAGUGCGAGUCCAGGACCCUCGCAUUCAGAAUGAGGGUUCAUGGAAUUCAUACGUCGACUAUAAAAUAUUCAUCCACACCAACAGUAAAGCCUUCACGGCCAAGACGUCCUGCGUGCGACGGCGCUACAGCGAGUUCGUGUGGCUCAAGAAGAAGCUGCAGAAAAAUGCGGGUUUGGUUCCGGUCCCAGACCUUCCGGGAAAAUCCAUCUUCUACUUCAGCAAUGAGGACUUUCUGGAAAGACGAAGAAAAGGACUUCAGGUCUUUUUAAACAAAGUGGUGCACAUGACGGUGUGUCUGUCCGACAGCCAGCUCCACCUGUUCCUGCAGACCCAGCUGCCCGUCGGCCACAUCCAGGACUGCGUUCAGGGCCUCACGCCGUUCUCUGUGAUGGAUGCCAUCCUCAACUACGCCUCGUCCAAUCAGGGCCUGGCUCAGGCUCAGGAGGAGGAGUCCAUCAGGGAGCCCAGUUUGACCAUUUCUUACGAGUCUAUGGAGAGUCCAGCUCCUCAUCAGCCUCAUGUGACUCCAAACCCUGAAGUACUCCCAUGUGAGGAAUCCGACCCCUCCGUAGAUGUUCUGGACUCAGAUGAAAUGCUGCACAAGAAGAAACCUUCAGUGAGGAUUUCCCAGAAAAGCCACCAUCUGGAGGUUGUUGUUGAGGACCGUGAACCCACUCAGGCCAUCUUCUAUCUGGGCGAGAAUCCCAGAGAUCCGGCGAGCCUCGGCCCUGCAGAACAAACCGAACGGAGGAGCUGCCUGAUUCAGACACCGGUGGAGGUCCACUCCCCCAUGGAGACGGAGUGCGAGCUGGACAACGGGUUCGAGGAGGAGGAGAGCGGCGUCGCAAUAAAUACAGAUAAAAAGAGCGAGGAUCAUUCAGAGGCUAAAGAAAACCAAAGCAGAGUCAGUUCUGAGCCUGAAACGGGUGUGAAAUCUGAAGAGGUUUUAUCUUUCAGGGUCAAUAACACGGAGGAAGUUGGAGAACGUGUCGCUCCAAAGGACGUCUGUUCUGAAAAACCUGAUUUGAGAAAUCCCUUUACGUCUCAGGUGUACAAAGGUCUAAGUUCAAAUGUCCAAUCAGAAAGGGAAACAAAUUCUGAUGACGAAAUAAAUCAUGGAUCAGGCAGGAAAGAUGAAACCAUUCCUCAGUCAGAAGUCAGUGUAGAGACUCAGAAUGUGGACGGUGCACCUGAGGGGGAACCCAGUGACUCGGUACAAGAAAAUCUCCAACAGGAAGUCGAACUCACGGUUGAAGACGAAAUCCUCAUAAAGACUUCUAAUGUGAACGGUGCUCCUGAGGUGGAAUCUGAUUACUUGGUACAAGAAAGACACAAACAGGAAGUGGAACACGUGGACAAAAACAAUGUUCUUCAGGCAGAAGUUCACAAGAACGGCACCUCUGAGGUGGAACCCACAGACUGGAUACAAGAAAAGCAUCAACACAAAGUUGAACACAAGGACAGAGAAGAACCCCUACUUCAAUCAGAGAUUCAUCAAAAUGGGAACAGUGCCCCUGAGGGGGUACCCAGUGACUUGGUACAGGAAAAGCACCAACAGGAAGUGGAACACAAGGACAAAAACAACGUUCUCCUUCAGCCAGAUGUCCAUGAGAGUGGUGCACCUGAGGAGGAGCUCAGAGAAUCAGUGCAAGAAAAGCAGCAAAUCGAACAAACAAUUAGGGAUGAAAUUCUACAGUCAGAACUUCUCGGGGAAACUCAGAAUGGGAACAGUAGACCUGAGCGGGUACCCAGUGACUCGGUACAGGAAAACCCCCAACAGGAAGUGGAACACAUUCAGUCAGAAGUCCAUGAGAAGGUUUCGCCUGAGGUGGAACCCAGUGACUCGGUCCACCAAGUGGAACACGCUGAGAGCGAAGAGGACAGCACUUCGCUGACGUCUUCCGACGAGAGCAUCGUCCAACGCAGCGAGGAGGGAAGUGUUUGUGAGAACUCGGAGGACGUCAGAAACUGGUCAGAGAACAUUCUGGACCUGCACGUCAACGGGAGUCUCCAGGACGAAGAGGACAUGACCAACACGAUGGAUCUGAUUAAAUCUCCAGAGCUUCAACCAAUCACAGCCGAUGGGGAUUUGACUGAAAACGGGGACUUCAGCAUCUUGGAGACCAGCUGUUUGACUGAAGGAGAUAAAUUUACAAAGCAGGAAGCUCCAUCGACACCUUUACUGAACGGCUCUGAGGAGACACAUUAUGGACAAUAAAUCCUUGAAGUUACACUAAAGACAUUAUUAUUAUUAUUAUUAUUAUUAUCGUUAUUAUCAUCAUCACCACAAUUUGGGUGAGCUGGUGGGUUACAGCCAGACAGAGCCACGUUUAAAUCAAAACUUAAAGUCUGAGAUUGUCGUUUACAUUCAGGAACUUGUUUACUUUACCUUUCUCAUCUGGCAGGUUGGUUGGAUUCUGUGACCAGCAGAGGGCGCUGAAGUCGCAGAUAUUGCUGAAGUUGUGGUUUUAUGGGUCAAAAGCUUUUCUUGUCACGUGCAGGUUGAGCCAACAAAUAAACACUUGAAAGAUGAAUAAUUUGAAUAACAAACACUGGAAGUUUAUUACUGCUGUUUUUCUGUGAGUCAACAAAAACAUGCCUUUGAUAGAAUUUACAAAGUAAAAAGUUUAAGAUUAAAUACUUCAAAAAAACAGGUUUUAUUUGAAUACUUUACAUUUUCACUCCAGAAAGACAUCUCUAAACGAGUAUGACGGAUAAAAAGACCUUGAACUUUUACAGUGUAUGUUUUAUCUAUAGAACCACACAGAACUCUUCCUGCUUUUAUUUCCAGCUUUGUUUGUGUUCAGAUUGUUUCACUUGGAAAAAAAUCACAUAACCACAUUUGGCUGCUCCCUCCCAGUUUUAUAACGCUUGUUGUUGCUGGUGUAAGUCGACACGAGUAAAAUGUUUCAAAUGUUUAGAUUCAGGACACAACCUGCUGCUGUGCUGAACCAGGAAUUUAUUCUACACAUUAAUGCUUUUUCUUUAAACAUUUGAAAUUUAUGCCGUGGUUCAUCAAACACUCAAUUAAAAUCACACUUUUCCAGCAGCGCACUUUGGAGUGAAGUGAUGAUUCUUUAAUAAAAGCAUAAUUAAUUUCUCUUAAAGCUUUAAAUCCAGCUGAUCAACACGUUUCAAUGCAUCCUAAAAGGGACCUCUGGUGUUUAUUUGGGCUGUUUCACACAUUGUAAUGUGCUGCUUGUUAUUUCUGCGUAUGUCAGAUGUUUUAUUUUCUUUUAAAAAUGUGAAAAUUGAAUAAAACUACUGUUCGGGGACAUGGUACUUUAAGAGCGACUGUAUCCAUGUGCAUAAUGCAAUUUAUAAAUUUUAAUUUCAAUAAAACACGUUUCCUCCA